AUGGAUGAUGAGUUUUCCGACGCCGGAUUCGACGACCUGAACGACUCGGUGCUGCAACAGCUCGAGAACAACGCGAUUCAGUUUACCCAAGCCCAAGUACUCGCCCAGUCGCAAGCCGCACCAAGACCACAACAGGAGGAUGCCUUUGACUACGAAUUCGAUGAUGAUGACCUUGACGAUACCGUCGUAAUUGACGAGCUCGCCCAACCCCCGCCCCGGCCUCCGCUACCACAAGCACUGCCAAAUCAACAACCCCGCUAUGGCACCGCCCGACACGGUGACAACACACAACGGUGGAAUCAACAUCUUCCGCCGUCGCGGCCGAGCGUUCCCGCGCGCCCGCAAUAUCCGCCAGCGCAGCACCGGGUGCCUCCCCAGUCGGUUGCCUCUCAACGGUAUCCUCCACGGCCAUCACAGCAGUAUUCGCUACCUUCACAUCACCAGCCGAAACAACCUCCCCAACCGUCCCAGUUUGCUCGCCCCGCUCCCCCGGUCCACCCUUAUACGGCCCUCCCGCAGCCGCGCGGCCCGGACGGUACAGCGAACCAAGAUGGAAUUGUGGCAACGCUUCGGGCGCAGUUAUCCUUGCUCGAGUCCGACUUGACGGCUGCCAAAGGCGAAGCGUCCAUUUUACGAUCCAAGUACGACAAGGCCCUCGCUACCCAUGAGGCUGAUGUCGCGCGCCUCAAAAAGGAGAACGCUGAGCAAUUGGCUAAGCAUGAGCGCAUCGCGGAUCAGGCGCGGACGGCAGAGCGCACCACCGCUACCGAACUCCAAUUCGCCCGCCAGGACCUUAGAGAGGAACUCGGACGAGUGAAGUCGAGACGGAAAGAUGCUCCUGCGACUCCAAGAAAGGAUCGGAAAUGGGGGAUGGGCGAUGGAUUUGAUGGCGCGGAGGUUCUUUCCAGUCCGACGAAGUCACAGCUUUUCAAGCGGAAAGAUCCCGGUUCACCUGCUGCUCCCGUGUUCGAGCGAACACCCACGAAAGGGAAACGGAAGCGCCCUGCCGUUAGCAGCCCUACCUUCACGUUGGAGAUCGAUGGAGACGACGCUGGCGUUGACGGCGGCCAUGUAUCGUCCGCUGUGCGUGUUCCCCCGCCCUUGGUCGCGAAACAACACCCUUUCGAUUUUCUAAGGCUAUUACUAGACCAAACCACCACCCAUGGUCAAUCACCGACGUUCGAGCUUCUCUCACAUUAUCACUUCCCAUCGGAUAGACAACACUCACUGGCAUCUAUGCUCCUUCAGAAGCUGCCACAGAUGGGAAACAUUGGGGAACCAUUGAGUCUCCUGGUCGAGUUCGCCGAUACCGUCAUCGAAAUGUGGCAUCGUUGUCUUUCUGAGAGGUAUCACGCGCCCAUAUCAGAUCUUAUUUCCCUGCUCCUACACACCUUGAGCCUACAUGCAGUUGAAGUUGUUCCUCAUCUUAUCGCGUCACUGGUACCGGUGUGUGCAACGACCUGCCGGCUUGUUGUGCUCCCACGCCUGAACACCGCCGACGGGAAUAUAUCCGACCACCCUGACGUCACUGUACGCCAGCUGUGUCUCAGUAUUAACGUCGCCCAGUGCCUCUCGCUUCUCUACCUUGCGGCUUUGGCUUGCCUUCCACAGCCUCGGCAUGAGGCAGAAUCAGCCGAGUUUGGAAUCUCUGACCCGCAGGGAGACUUUUGGCGAGCCAUGGAGCUAGAUUUUAUUUUGACAAUGCUCUCUCCUAAACAACCGGAAACAGAUUGGAUGGCAAUGAUGACCCUGCUGAGGACGUCGGUUUCCCGGAGCAGUAUUGGACCAGCUGUUUCAUCGCCCGCCGGCUCGGGGGCUGACAGACGAGACCCUAGAAUAGGUUCUUCGACCGCCACCCUGCUGGACUGCGUUUCGACGUUUCUUUACGAGCCCCCACUAUGGGCCACCAGUGGGCUUGUCAAGGAUAUCGCGGCUCGGUCCGCCGCUCUUGGAACUCUGACGGCAUUCGCGACCAGCCAGUUCGGCCUAUUACAAAUCGCGAUGAGCGACGUUGCCAUCCCACGGCUUGUCACUGUAUUGUGCUGGGCAGUGGACCGUUUGUAUGACGCCGACUCGCCUUUGACUGCGAAAAGGGUUGAUAACAUGGAUGCUCCCGGGCUGGGAGACAAGAUGGAUAUAGACAACCCGGAGACGAUGGCACAGAAGGGACCAAAGACACAAGACAUGGCAAGCGAUCCGCCGGCUACGGCCGACUCAAACCUGGAUGUUGUAUCCGAUACCUCGAGCCUUCUCGCCCGCCUCGUGUCACAGGCGACCUGGUUACUGCACCUGAUUGUCACCAGUCCCGAAACCGCGGACGUGGCCAACACGUCUGCAAAGCUGGCGGCGUCGUACGGCGGAUCUCAGCGUUACUUCCUCACCUUGGCGAGGCUCAACUUUGCGGAGGAGGAUCUGGUAUUGGAGGCUGGCAUUGAUGUAGAUACGGUGGAACUCGCCCAUGAGCUUCUUGAAUUGGCCGUGACGCCGGACGAGGGGGAGGAAAUCAGCGAGGUGUUUUAUUGA
This is a messenger RNA of Dichotomopilus funicola, 2523 nucleotides long. RefSeq lists its product as uncharacterized. Lineage: Eukaryota; Fungi; Ascomycota; Sordariomycetes; Sordariales; Chaetomiaceae. The coding region runs from base 1 to 2523 and encodes 840 amino acids. The record is from RefSeq and is a predicted model, not a curated record. The transcript is spliced from 2 exons.